GUUCUAAAAUAAUUCUUCAAAGUCAGUUUUGGAAAUGGCAACUCAGUUUCUAAUUUGACAUUUGACAAGUCCGAGCUCCCAAAAUAAAAUCAUAGAUGACCAGAGCAAACAGCAGGUGAACUGCAUUAAAUACAUUAUACUGAAAUGGUACGAUUAAUACGAAUCAGUUAUUGACAAAACUAUAACAGAGUUUAAAUAAAGUGGCGCAAUCAAAGUGAAUCUUCCGUACUUAUGUGAAUAUUGUGACCUUUGACACAUUGCGUUUCACUUUCACUAUAAAGUGUGAUAUAUUUACUAUAUAUAAUGGCCACAAAACGACGACCUUUACGUACGAACGCUACCGGUCCGAGUUCAUCCAAUAUGAAUUUUAGACCGGGUGGUCCAGAUGUAAAAAGAGCAGAAGCUAAAGGUACACGACCGACUGCAGCACCCACCAGUGUUCGAGAGAUACUUGUUAUGAUGGUUAUGCAUGCAUGUAAAAAGACCAUAUUCUUUGAUACAAAUCUAAAAGUAGCGCUAUACUUGGGUAGUCUGUUUUUGGUGUCCUUGAUUGGAGACUUCAUACCUUUUCCCAAGACAUACUUCGCUCGUUCGGAUAAUUUGUUUAACGUGUACUUUGUAAAGGUUGGCUGGGGUUGGACAUUAUUGUUAACAGUGCCAUUUCUUGCAAUGACAUCGUAUACUUUAUGUUGUGGUGACAUGAAAAAAAUGCUUCGACACCAUAUCCCUCGAAUAGUAAUCGCUACUUUCUUUUGGCUCUUCUGGACUAAAAUGUUCAACAUAAUCGAAACAUCGUAUGGACGUUGUACAGUAAAAGGUUUUGGCACAAAAUCUGCCUGUCUGAAGGCAGGUCACUUAUGGAACGGUUUUGACAUAUCAGGGCACGCAUUUAUUUUAAUACAUUCGAGCUUAGUUUUAAUCGAAGAAGCGCGCCCCAUCAUUAAGUGGGAGUCCAUUAAAGAUUACCUUCGCAAUGAAUUACACGACCGCAGUAUUUCUGAACAUUCUAGCACAAAUCCAUUAAGAAAUCUAUCUGGAGAAGACAUUCGCAAUCUUCAGUUUCUUUAUGAUCGACUAACGCCAGUUAUACGAACAUUAUUUAUUGGUAUGGCGAUGCUACAAUUACUGUGGGAUGUGAUGUUAGUUGGCACUAUGCUUUAUUAUCAUCACAUGGUAGAAAAAGUCAUUAGCGGGAUAAUAGCAAUACUAACAUGGUACUUUACCUAUCGAUUUUGGUAUCGUACGAAUUUGUUACCAGAUCCAGCUGGUAGUGGAUCAUUCUUUUACCAACGAGAGAACAAAGAUGCUUUUGUUUAUGGCAGACGACCGACUAUGAUGACAACAACAGGUCCCACCGUGAAUGCCGGUAGUCGAAACAAUAUGGCGGGUGGUUCCUUUGGCUUAGCAUCACAGCCCACAUUUAUGGGUAUGCCAAUAUAUGUGAAUACACGAACUACGAGCACGACUGGUAAUGGUAACCAAGCAGGUGCAAAUAAUCACGGCAUAGAUUUAAACUCUUAGUGUUCUUUAAGAUCACUUAUUAAAAUUUAAUUUGGUUGUUUGUAAUAUAAUUUAUUUGUUCGAUUUUGAUGUUUUAGUAUCUUUUGAUAGAAAGUGCGUAAAGUUAAAACGAAACCUAAGGAGGCUUACUGAAAUGGUAAUGGUGUACUCGUCAUCGUAUAAACCGAAAUAUUAUAGAUAUAUAUGUACAUAGUGCAUUAGAUCCUACAUGACAAAAAUCUUCUAUUUUUCUACGUUUAAAUUAUGGCAGAAAUCCUUUUUAGACAAAUUUUAACGAUAUACAUUUUUAUUGGUAAUUGGUGAAAGUAAAUAAAGCGUAAAUAAACCAAUGCCAUUUACAACUGA
Messenger RNA from Zeugodacus cucurbitae (melon fly), 1866 nucleotides. It is a transcript of the gene Fitm, whose product is annotated as acyl-coenzyme A diphosphatase FITM2. The coding region runs from base 304 to 1521 and encodes 405 amino acids. Gene Ontology annotation, cellular component: endoplasmic reticulum membrane. The record is from RefSeq and is a predicted model, not a curated record. NCBI's taxonomy places the organism in Eukaryota, Metazoa, Arthropoda, Insecta, Diptera, Tephritidae. The transcript has 3 exons. Gene Ontology annotation, biological process: phospholipid biosynthetic process; lipid droplet organization; lipid storage.